AUGUUCUCUCUCCGGACUGUUGCACGCGGUGCUCCAGGUAUCCGGGCUUUCUCCACAGCCCGGAUACUGCAGACCAAGCUGGCAUAUCAGGUCUUUGGUCCGGAAAAAGGCGAAGCUGUCCGGGACCCUAUCCUGUUUCUACACGGUUUAUUUGGGUCAAAACAGAACAACCGGAGUAUUAGCAAGAUUUUGGCACGGGAUCUGAAAUGCCAGAUCUUCGCACUGGAUCUACGUAACCAUGGCCAUUCUUUCCAUGCCCACGAGCAGAAUUACGGCGUCAUGGCGGAGGAUGUACAGGAAUUCAUCAAACAGCACAAACUGGACAAAUGUGUCCUGAUCGGGCAUUCCAUGGGUGCCAAAGUGGCAAUGGCGGUAGCAUUGCGCGCCCCCGAAUACGUGUCAGCUUUAAUCCCCGUUGACAACGCACCGGUGAAUGCAGCACUGCAGAGCGAUUUCCACAAAUAUAUCCGCGGCAUGCAGAAAAUCGAAGAUGAGAAGGUGUCAACGCAAUCCGAUGCUAACAAAAUUCUCGAGCAUUAUGAGAAGUCUCUUCCAAUUCGCCAAUUCCUUCUCACCAACUUGAUACGCUCUGAAGAUAACACACUGAAGUCCCGAGUGCCGCUAUCCAUCAUCGGCGGUGCAUUAAAUAAUAUGGCUGAUUUUCCUUUCAAGGAAUCCGAUAACCUCCAUUAUUAUGGCCCGACGCUCUUUGUUCGUGGCACUAGGUCUAAGUAUGUUUCGGACGACACCGUGCCGGCUAUCAAAAAGUUUUUCCCCAACGCGCAGAUUGUGGACGUCGAAGCGGGUCACUGGCUCAUUUCUGAGAAACCGGAAGAAUUUCGCCAAGCGGUCGUGAAGUUUUUGAAGUCGAUAUAA
Penicillium roqueforti is the source of this 876-nucleotide messenger RNA. RefSeq lists its product as uncharacterized. Gene Ontology annotation, cellular component: mitochondrion. The transcript has 6 exons. Bases 1 to 876 code for a protein of 291 amino acids. The record is from RefSeq and is a predicted model, not a curated record. Lineage: Eukaryota; Fungi; Ascomycota; Eurotiomycetes; Eurotiales; Aspergillaceae. Gene Ontology annotation, molecular function: catalytic activity.